Nerophis lumbriciformis (worm pipefish) is the source of this 2940-nucleotide messenger RNA. The record is from RefSeq and is a predicted model, not a curated record. Lineage: Eukaryota; Metazoa; Chordata; Actinopteri; Syngnathiformes; Syngnathidae.
AUGGCGUUGUUCAGGUUGUUCCGGAAGCCGGGGGGGAAUCUGAGGAAGUCCUACAUGCAGGGAAGUAUGAUGUCUCUGGCUCCGACCAAAGGACUGCUGAACGAGCCGGGCCAAAACAGCUGCUUUCUCAACAGCGCCGUUCAGGUGCUUUGGCAGCUGGACAUCUUCAGACGCAGCUUGAGGGAGCUACCCGGCCACUUCUGUUUCGGGAAGCCAUGCAUCUUUUGCGAAUUAAAGGACAUAUUCUCCCAGUUCCGGCACAGUCGGGAGCGCGCGCUGCCGUCAGACAACCUGCGUCACGCCUUGGCGGAGACCUUUAAGGACGAGCAGCGCUUCCAGCUGGGCUUCAUGGACGAUGCCGCAGAGUGCUUUGAAAACAUCCUGGAGCGAAUCCACCUGCACAUAGUGCCUGAAGAGACCGACGCGUGCACCUCAAAGUCCUGCAUCACCCAUCAGAAGUUCGCCAUGUCGCUGUACGAGCAGUCCGUCUGCCGUAGCUGUGGGGCAUCCUCUGACCCGCUGCCUUUUGUAGAGCUGGUGCAUUAUGUCUCCACCACGGCACUUUGCCAACAGAUGUAUCAGCGCAAGGACGAUUCCUUCGGAGAACUGUUGCAAGCUGCGUGUACGGUCGGAGAUCUUCGUAAUUGCCCCAGCAAAUGCGGCCAGAGGAUUCACAUCCGUCGCGUCCUCAUGAACUCUCCGGAGAUCGUCACCAUCGGCUUCGUGUGGGAUUCGGAGCAGUCGGACCUGACCGAGGACGUGAUCCGCUCGCUGGGGUCUCACCUCAGCCUUUCCACGCUUUUCUACAGGGUGACUGACGAGCACGCUAAAAAGGGCGAGCUAAUGCUGGUGGGGAUGAUCUGCUUCUCCAGCCGCCACUACUGUGCCUUCGCUUACCACACCAAGUCUUCCAAGUGGGUCUUCUUCGAUGACGCCACUGUCAAGGAGGUGGGCUCCAGGUGGAAAGACGUGGUCAGCAAAUGUAUUAAAGGUCACUUCCAGCCUCUUCUACUCUUUUACGCUAACCCGAACGGCAGCGCCAUUACCGCCGAGGAUCCGUCACAGCGCAACCUGGGCCAAAACCAGCACAAGGACACUGAGAAUGGAGAAGGCAAGUCACGGAAUAAAUCAAUUCCAUCUCCCAAGAAACUGGAAUUGGCCUUUGAGAAUUUUCAGGCUCUACUGGGUCUUCAAGGGCACUUGAAACCAAAAACCCCUUCCACCCUUAGCCGCAACAGUGCCCAUACGAGUGGAGGACAGGGACCAGUGAAAAUUGGUAGCAGUGAUCCAAAGCGUCAAUUCCGGGAGAUUUCCAGGGAAGUCGCUCAGCGAGUCAGCGGAGAGGCACAUCCGUUCGGAAGGGACUCCAAUGGAAGCGGUCAGCGGCGGCAAGAAUCGCGUUACAGAGAUCCAGGUCAAGAACGCUUCCAAUCCCGAUCCAUCUCUCCCCCAGAAAAUGGUUUCAAGCAACAUAUUGAGACUCGUCUCUACAGCAGUCAGGGAAAAGGUCCCACGCGGACCGAACGCCCGCUUCAACUCGGCAGCGGUGCUUCUCGCGGGUCGCUUCGCUUCACCUCCGGGGUUCAGGUGUUACCCGCCGAGCCCGUCGUGAGAAGCUUCCGCUACGGCGGGAAAGCUGACGCCGACGGCUACGACACGGACAGCAGCCAAGACUCUCGCGGGAACAGUCGCGGCAGAGCCGCUCGUCCGUGGAAGCCCAUGCGCGAGGCGCUCAACGUGGACAGCAUCUUAAGCGACGACGGUCGGCGAGAAAGUCCGAGGAGACGGCCCAGCGGCACGUCGCCCACGCGAGAGCGGGAGGCUCCGUGGCUCGGCCGAGAAGAGCGCAAACCCAAGAGCCUUAUGACUAUUUACGAAGACGACCGACGGCACGAAAACGGCGGAAGCCGCAGCUCUCUGGACUCUCUCGGCCGAGGCGGUUACUCCGAAAAGGACAGGUCGAAAGGCUCGGCCGCGCUUAAAGUCUACGGCGACAACUGGAAGAUCCAGCGAACUGAAUCGGGUUACGAAAGCAGCGACAGAAUCAGCAAUAGCUCUGCAAAUUUGGACUCACCUGUCGUGGAAAACUUUCCCCCCAAGGAUCUCCAUCCCAUUCCCGAGCUGCAUCUGAACAGGGAUCAAUUCCCUCCAAGGGCAGCAAGCGAUGAUGACCUAUUGCACACAACUUUUUUAACCGGUGAACAAUGGCGAAAGUCUCCGGAUAUGCGUGACUCUGACAAGCAGUUACAGAGAAAAAGAGCUUUCCGACACACCCCGGGAAUCUCGCACUUCGACAGGCCGGACGGUAAAAGAAACGAUGACAGCGAUAGUCCGGUGAGCCCGGUGCCGACUUACUUGACGAAGACCGGUAGCUCCAAUGAUUUGGCCAGAGCCUUCCCCGAACACGAGGAGAUCAGCAAUGACGAUUCGCCACCUCCUCUACCUCCUAAACCGUUUUUCGGCGAUCAGAGCAGCUCGGCGGAACCGCCGGAAAUACCCGCCCGCCGACCCGUCCUUUCGAACACCCUGAUCCGCUGGAUCGAGACGCCGGCCGAGCACCGUCUCUGGUCCGACGCCAGCUCCAACAAGUCUUCGGACCAAGACCGUAACGACCUGUCGGCCAGCGAGAGCGAAGAGAAGCUUCCCGGACGAGAGGGCGCCGACUCUCCCGACGUGGUUCAACCUACAACUUACUUCUCCGUCGACAACUGCAUGACAGACACUUAUCGAGCCAAAUACCACAAGAGACCCGCCUUGUACACGAGAGUCGAGGAACACACGUCUUCGGGGGAGAGCGACGUGGAUGCAAAAGGUCUUCCCGCUGAGCUGUUACAACUCCCAGAUGACCGAACGCAAUCAGGCUACUCUCCUCCUACCAAGCCCGUUGUAAAGUGGAACCCGGUGACCCCGAAAGAUCUGGACGAACACGGAUUCCUGUAG